This is a messenger RNA of Musa acuminata AAA Group (dessert banana), 1245 nucleotides long. RefSeq names its product mitochondrial succinate-fumarate transporter 1-like. Gene Ontology annotation, molecular function: succinate:fumarate antiporter activity. Lineage: Eukaryota; Viridiplantae; Streptophyta; Magnoliopsida; Zingiberales; Musaceae. The coding region runs from base 70 to 1032 and encodes 320 amino acids. The transcript has 2 exons. Gene Ontology annotation, cellular component: mitochondrion. Gene Ontology annotation, biological process: succinate transport; fumarate transport. The record is from RefSeq and is a predicted model, not a curated record.
AAAUGCUGAUUUGGCGUCGGUUCGACCCGUCUCUCCCUCCUCCCCAUCUCCGUUGGGGAUUCAUCCCACAUGGCCACGACCGUCAGCGAAGCAGGCGGCGCUGGCGAUGAAAGAGGCCGCAGGAAGGGCCGGACCACGCCGCCGCACGUCAGGGCGCUGGCGGGGUCUCUCGGCGGGGUCGUGGAGGCGUGCUGCCUGCAGCCCAUCGACGUGAUCAAGACGCGGCUCCAGCUCGACCGCACCGGGGCGUAUCGCGGGAUCGUGCACUGCGGCGCCACCGCCGCUCGGACCGAGGGGGUGCGCGCCCUGUGGAAGGGCCUCACCCCCUUCGCCACCCACCUCACCCUCAAGUACGCCCUCCGCAUGGGCUCCAAUGCCCUGCUCCAGUCCGCCUUCAAGGACCCCGCCACCGGCGACCUCUCCAACCGCGGCAGGGUCGCCGCCGGAUUUGGCGCGGGCGUCCUCGAGGCCCUCGUCAUCGUUACCCCCUUCGAGGUGGUGAAGAUUAGGCUGCAGCAACAAAAGGGGCUGAGACCCGAGCUUCUAAAGUACAAGGGUCCCAUACAUUGCGCAAGGAUGAUCAUUCGCGAAGAAGGCAUUUUGGGUCUUUGGGCCGGAGCUGCACCGACCGUCAUGCGUAACGGAACCAACCAAGCCGCCAUGUUCACGGCGAAAAAUGCGUUCGAUGUUGUUCUCUGGAAGAAGCAUGAAGGAGAUGGCAAGGUGCUUCAACCGUGGCAGUCUAUGAUUUCAGGCUUUCUUGCGGGGACUGCUGGGCCAAUCUGUACCGGCCCCUUUGAUGUUGUCAAGACAAGGCUGAUGGCCCAAAGCAGAUCAGGUGGUGAUGUGAAAUACAAGGGCAUGGUGCAUGCGAUCAGAACAAUAUUUGCCGAAGAAGGGUUGCGUGCGCUUUGGAAAGGAUUGCUUCCCAGGCUGAUGAGGAUCCCACCUGGGCAGGCCAUAAUGUGGGCUGUUGCUGACCAAGUAACCGGACUCUAUGAGAAGAGCUACUUACAUCGGGCUCAUCUAUGAUCACCCUCGUCGAUUGCUUUGCCAAUAAAAAGGACUUGGAUGAUGAAUGUCCAUCAACUUUCAUUUAGCUUUCUGAGAAAGGAUAAAGCAUUAGAGCUCACACAUAUCUGCUGAACAUGAUUCUGUAGCAAAGGAAGAUUACAUUGUUGUUGUAGUUUACAUGUACAAGAUAUUGGUUGGUUCAAUCAUUCAUUUGAUCCUAUGCUGUUUAUA